AUGACGCGGAAUGUUGCGGGCCGGGGGCUGGUGGCGCGCAGCUGCGCCUCGCCCCGCCGGGGCCCGGCGCGAGCCCCCGGCAGCCUUGCGCAGAAGGAGGAGCAGAGGCAGGAGCUGGAAGCGCUGCGGGCUGAGCUGGAGGAAGAGCGGCUCCACACCCAAGAGCUGCGCCGCCGCUUCGCUGCCGAGACCCGGGAGCUGAAGGCGGCUUUGGACAGGGAGCAGCAGCUCCUGGCACAGCGGCUCCAAUGCGAGUGGGAGCAGCGACAGGCUCAGUCGGUGCGGCAGCUGCAGGAGCUGAACCAGCGGCAGCGGGUGGCAGAGACCCGCCAGCUGCUGCGCUGGAAGGAGGCUGAGCUCCGCGAGGGGCAGGAGCUGCUGCAGCGGGAGUUCACUGCCGCCGCUCGCCAGGCGCGGGACCUGCAGCGGCAGCUGGCUGAGGAGAUGGCGAGGCCCACCAGGAGCAUCAGGGAGGCCAGAAGCAAGCUCCGGGACGUCCUCAGCCAGCUCCCGUGGGAGACGGAUGGCGACCAGCCCGCCCACAUCCGCCACCUCCAGAACCAGCUGCAGCUGGAGAGGAGACUCUUCAUCAAAUACAUCCUGCAGCGGUUCGAGGGCGAGCUGCCCGCCUCCCCCGGCACGGCCCAGCCCGAAGGCCCUUCUGGGCACCAGGGGCGUCAGGAGAUGCAGAGCUCCUGCUCCUCUGGCCAAAACGGGCCCCAGGCCCUGGAGGCACUCCAGAAAAGACUGCUGGAAAGCCCCAGCGCUGGGCAGCGAACAACACGCAAGGCUGUGGCAGAUGCUCAGCUCCAGGUGCCAGAGGGGGAAGACGUGGUGCUGCCUGGCAGCACGUGCAGCCAGCUCCUGGGGCAGAACACCCGCCUGCAGCGUCUUCUAGAAGAGCUGGCGAGGCAACAGAGUGCCCUUGAGACAGAGAACCGCCUCCUGACAAAGGACGGCUCUGCAGAAGCGUGCAAGGAGGCAGAGAGGCUGCAGCAGAAAAAUGCGCAGCUAGCUGCCCUUGCCUUGCAGCUGGCAGAAAAAUCCAGGCACCUGCAGGCAACCAUCGAUCGCCUGGUCAGUAGUUGCAAGCCACUGCCCACCCAAAGCUCCGCUGAGGAACCGUGUAUGGCAUCGUUUCCUCAGCAGAGGGAUGGAGACAUGGGAGAGCCUGCCGGAGCUUUGCUGGUAGGGGACAGGCGGGAUGACGUCUCCCACAAGGUGCCUGAGGAGCUUCAGGCCCAAGUGGCUGCAGAUGAAGGGGGCUCCUCUGAUGUGAGCACCCGCUGCCCAGCUUGUGAGGAGCUACAGCUGCAGCUCGUGGAGGUGACAGAUGCAAACAGCCGACUGGUGGAAGAAAAUGCUCGCCUCUGGGGGCAGAUGGGUUGGACACAACAGGUUCAAGCUGAAAAUGCUGACCUGAAAGGGCACCUGGCGCGAGUGGCAGACGAGCGAGACUCUGCCAUCCGAACGAACAUCUGCCUUCAAACCCAGCUGCAAGAGGCAGAGCGUGAACUGAAAGCCAUGAGAGAAAUGGCAGAAAGGAGUCAACAGCUGGGGAAGGAACUGGAGGAGACAAAGUUAGCGCUCCAGAGGAAAGAAGAGGAAGGCAGGCGUUUGCAGAGGGCUGAGACAGAAGUAUACAGGGAACACAACAAAACCCUGCAACUCUUCCAAGCCCAGUUGAUUGAACUGAAUGGUCAGUAUCGGAAGCUAAACAAGCAACGCCAGCAGCUCUAUCAGGAACUUGGACGGCUGGGAAGAGAAAGAUCCGACCGCAUCAAUUCCAGGCCGCUCCAGGCUCAGCUGGCAGCAGACAAAGAGACCGUCCUCUGGGAGGCCAUGAGAAAACAACCGUCAGAGCUUCGAGCAUUCAUAGCUCGAUACAGCUAUGACCCUUUCGAUGGUCCCAAUCAGCAGCCUGAACUAGAGCUUCCUCUAGUUGCUGGACAAUAUGUUUACGUCUUUGGAGACGUGGAUGAAGACGGUUGGUAUGUGGCAGAGCUGACCAACGGCACAAGAGGAUUUGUCCCCUCAAAUCUUGUGGAAGAGGUUUCAGAUGACGGACAAUCUGAUGACACCGGAGCCUCCGCAGAGACAAGUGACUGA
Molecule: messenger RNA, 2109 nt
Organism: Grus americana (Whooping crane)
Lineage: Eukaryota; Metazoa; Chordata; Aves; Gruiformes; Gruidae
Product: RIMS-binding protein 3-like
Exons: 1
Coding region: 1-2109 (702 amino acids)
Biological process (GO): neuromuscular synaptic transmission; spermatid development; fertilization
Cellular component (GO): nucleus; manchette
Molecular function (GO): protein binding
Source: RefSeq, a predicted model, not a curated record